Messenger RNA from Cheilinus undulatus (humphead wrasse), 2833 nucleotides. It is a transcript of the gene tgm2b, whose product is annotated as transglutaminase 2b. Gene Ontology annotation, biological process: peptide cross-linking. Bases 113 to 2149 code for a protein of 678 amino acids. Lineage: Eukaryota; Metazoa; Chordata; Actinopteri; Labriformes; Labridae. The transcript is spliced from 13 exons. The record is from RefSeq and is a predicted model, not a curated record. Gene Ontology annotation, molecular function: protein-glutamine gamma-glutamyltransferase activity.
UGACUGGCACGAGGAGGACUACAAAUAAGACCAAGAUAACUCAGUGGAGAACCUCAAUACAACUCUCUCCUCUGUUACUUAGUCAUUUUAAACGAAGAAAAGGGCAGCAGACAUGGCUCAAGCUCUGAACAUCGACCGUUGGAACCUCGAGUGUGAGUUCAACAACAUGGACCACCGCACUGAUCUUAACGGCAUAGAUCGUCUCAUUGUGAGGAGAGGCCAGCCGUUCACAAUCAGCCUGUACCUUCACUCCGGACAAUACCAACCAGGAUUCAGCUCUCUUGACUUUGUUGCAGAAACAGGUCCCCAACCCUCUGAGAUAUAUGGCACAAGGGCCUCCUUUGGUCUCUCCGACCACAUUGACACUUCCUGCUGGAGUGCUACGAUCACUAGUCCCCCUGGGGACAUGGUGGCCCUGUCUGUCUGCUCUGCCCCUGAUGCACCCAUAGGCCGCUACACCCUGACCCUGGGGCAGUCAGGGCGGAUUGAGUUUAUCCUGCUCUUUAACCCCUGGUGCCCAGGCGAUACAGUAUACAUGGACAAUGAGCAGAGUCUGGCAGAGUAUGUGUUAUCUCAGGAUGGCAUCAUCUUUCGAGGCAGCUACAAACAUCCCAUACCAACUCCGUGGAACUUUGGCCAGUUUGAAAGUGGAAUCCUAGAUGUGUGUCUGAGGAUUUUGGAUAUGAAUCCUAAAUGUCUGAAAAAUCCUGGCAAAGACUGCUCAGGGAGGAGAAAUCCCAUCUAUGUCUCCAGAGUGCUCAGCGCUAUGGUGAACUGUAAUGAUGACAAAGGGGUAGUGCUCGGAAAAUGGACAGACGGCUAUGAAGGUGGUGUCAGCCCCAUGUUUUGGAAAGGCAGUGUGGAGAUUCUGCGCAACUGGGACUCACAAGCCUGUCAGCCUGUUCGCUAUGGACAGUGCUGGGUGUUUGCUGCUGUGGCCUGCACAAUUUCUAGGGCACUUGGCAUUCCCUGCAGAGUCAUCACCAACUAUCUGUCAGCACACGACACCAACAACAACCUGGUGAUUGAACGCUACAUCAAUGAAAAUGGAGAGCUUGUUCAGACCAGAGAGAUGAUCUGGAAUUAUCACUGCUGGGUGGAGAGCUGGAUGACCAGGCAUGAUCUUAAGACUGGUUUUAACGGCUGGCAGGCGAGUGACCCAACACCUCAGGAGAAGAGUGAAGGAGUGUACUGCUGUGGCCCCAUCCCUGUCAGAGCCAUUAAGGAAGGCGAACUCACAUUGAAGUACGACGCCCCGUUUGUCUUUGCUGAGGUCAACGCUGAUGUCAUCACCACAAUGAAGAAAACAGAUGGCAACACAUCAAAAGUCACAACCACUACACUUGUGGGCCAGAAGAUCAGCACUAAGAGUGUGGGCAGUGACGCCAGAGAGGACAUCACUCAUUUGUACAAGUACCCAGAAGGAUCAGAUGAGGAGCGGGUGGCGUUUGAGAAGGCCAACCACCAAAACAAGCUGCUUCAGCAGCAGCAAAAUCAAGGCCUACACCUCACUAUCAAAGUCUCAUCAGACAUGAGGAAGGGCUGCGACUUUGACGUGUUUGCUGUUGUAACCAACAACACCCAGAGUGAGAAGAAGUGCCGCCUGGUGUUUGGGUCCUGUGCUAUGUCUUACAGCGGCUUCCUUGGAGAGAACUGUGGUUUCAAAGAUCUGCUUAAUGUUGAGCUCUCACCUGGAGCAGAGAGGAGAGUCCCACUGAGGCUGAACUACUCCAAGUAUGGCAGUGCACUCACUGAAGACAACUUAAUCCGGCUGGCAGCUCUUCUGCUGGAUUACAGCACCAGAGAGCAUGUUCUGGCAGUGAGAAACAUUGUGCUGGAGAACCCUGAAAUCAAAGUCAAAAUCCUGGGUGAACCGAAGGAGAAUCGUAAGCUGGCUGCAGAAAUCACCCUCCAAAAUCCUCUACCAGAGCCACUGGAGGACUGCUGCUUCAGCGUGGAGGGGGCCAACCUCACCGGGGGACGUGUCCUCUCUGAGAGGUUGGGCUCACCAGUGGGACCAGGGCAAGAUGCCAAGGUGAAAAUCUACUUCACUCCCACCCAUUCUGGCCUGAGAAAGCUGGUGGUUGACUUUGACAGCAACAAGCUGUGUCAUGUCAAGGGUUACAGGAAUGUCAUUAUUGGAAAAUAAUAUACUCAAGUGUAUAACACUGCAGUGUUUGAGCUCAAUUGUUGUUUUUUAGCUGAAAAAGGACCCUGCUUAAUCACAGCUUGGAUGUUUUUUUUAAAUAUAUUUAGUAGUUCAAUGUACUGUAUAUCACUGAUGGCUCCAAGUAUUUCUGUUAUUUUAUAACAUUUAAUAUGUGACCUGAGAGCACUUUGUAUUCAGAAAGACAUAUCCAGUCUGCAUAAACGAUACAUAAAAAAAUAAAUUUCCCAUAUUUUCCACUCAAUUCUAGGUAAUGAUCUGUAUUUUUAGUACCAUGUACUAUUUUUAUACUGUUUAAGCAUGUCAAGUAAAACAGGUGUCAGAAAGAUCUGAUUAUUGUGCUAUUGUGAAAAUCAAUUAGACUGUUUAUGUACAAUCUACGACCUUUAUACAUUUUUUUUUUUAUUUGUGGGUAAUGUGACAGCAGGAGAUAUACAUUUACUUUGAUGAUGUUUGAAUACAAUGAAUAUAGGCUGUUUAGAAAAAUGUGCAUGAAAAGAUCAAGUAAGACAACACUUAGAGCUCCUAACCAACAGUUCUGACUUAAAUUCUUCUGAAUAUGGAAAACAUCUUCACCUGGAGUAAAUAUGUCUGUCAUCACUACUAUCAUGUAUAGAUAUAUAUAGUAAUGAAACACUUUUCAUAUUAAAGAGCUUUUCAUUUCAA